Molecule: messenger RNA, 708 nt
Organism: Caenorhabditis remanei
Lineage: Eukaryota; Metazoa; Nematoda; Chromadorea; Rhabditida; Rhabditidae
Exons: 4
Coding region: 1-708 (235 amino acids)
Source: RefSeq, a predicted model, not a curated record
AUGAUUCUGACUACUAUUCUUGUCGUCGUCGGUCUUUGCUUCGGUGGAGUUGGAGCUGAAAUUGAGUCAAUCCAAUCGGAUCGAGACAAAUGCUGCCAAUACCCAAUUUUAUUAGCAACAGCUAACGAUGCCAAUGUGACUCGGCAAAACUUCAAAUGCGCCGAACCAAUCUCAUUGAAAUGUCAUCGUGACAAAAAUGGUCAAUUCGUGAAACUCGCAAUUGCUGGUACCAACGAUCAAUUUAAAACAUUUACCCUUCUCGCCGAGUCUGAGAUGACACUUCUUGAGAGAACCGUGAUUUGCUCUUCAUCUCUAUUCCGUUCCAAGUGGCAUCUUGACGGAUCAGAAGAUGAAUUUUCAAGUUUCACUUGUCUUAAACCAGACAGUGGUACGGACAAGAAAGCAGGACACUUUCAUGUCAACAGUACAGGCCUUCACCGGCUGUUUUGCGUGUCGGGAGGGUACAACGGAAAAAGUGGAGUGCUAAAAGAAGAUGAGAGGACCAGCAAUUGUCGCUCAACUGAAGUGUCGUCAACAGUUUCAUUUGUGACUUGUGACUCCAAAGGAAGAAUCAACUCAUCAAAAUUCUCUGAGCUGUGGAGUCGAGAAAACGGAGGUUUUAAUCGCUGGAAAGUUGAUGGAAGAGAAGAAGUUCGAGGACAGGAAGUAGCUGGAAGUAGCAGGAACGUACGUUUUGAACAAAAAUGA